AUGCAGUAUAUGUCACGAUCGUUCUGGCAGCGUUUGGGAUUACAGUCGCAGCCAUAUGGAGUGCGCAACUUAAUGGGGUCGACUGUUCCAUUUAUGACAGUGGUCAACCGGGCUAGGUCCAUGGCUUUGGCGGCUGACAUCGUCAAUUCUGAAGACAGAGUGGAGGACGAGGAGGAGCAGCGUGGGGAGUCAGCAAAGGAGAGCUUUGCACGUACUAUAGCGAAGCGUGAGCCCGAGCACAAGGAGGACACCAUACCCGCGACACAGUAG
Sphaeroforma arctica JP610 is the source of this 270-nucleotide messenger RNA. RefSeq lists its product as hypothetical. NCBI's taxonomy places the organism in Eukaryota, Ichthyosporea, Ichthyophonida. The transcript has a single exon. The record is from RefSeq and is a predicted model, not a curated record. Bases 1 to 270 code for a protein of 89 amino acids.